GAUCUGGAAUAUUUGUAGCUUGAAGUAUUUUCUGUAUGGAGGUUGGUCCUCCCUCGAAGGACCUCUAUCAAUGAAUGGUGUGGCUCUACUGCUUUUUAUCGAACAGCUUGUGCCCAUACAUUUACUCUCACACGUAACCAUAUUCAUCCAUUUGUCAUCCUGCAUACAACCAACCCGCAAGGAAGAAAAUAUUUAGCAAGGUUCUAACAUACCCAUUGCCCACGGCGAACCUUUUUUGUCUGCAUGUCGUAUACCAUUAGGUCCUUCCUUUUCUUUGGGUAAGGUCAGCUUCAUUAAAGAAGGAUCCCAAGUACAUUAUAGUGGGGGCAUACCCCCAUAUACUGCUAUACAAAAUUUACUACAUGGCCAAGAAAAGGUUCCACUGGAUAGGCAUAUCAAACAUAACAUGAACCAACACGAAGGAUGGAAGGACAACUACCAAACAACAGCCACAAUGAAGAACUUAACCACAAACAGCAGCCAACUAACAAAGAGGAGAUCCUAGUGUGUGAGAGAGUGCUCUCAUGAAGUCCUGAUCUAGAAGACAAUAUCCAUAUGAGAGGGGACUCAUGGGACCUCUUCAAAAAAUAUUUCCGUUCUCAUCGGUAGUAGACCACAUCAAAGAAGUCAUGAACCACUGCUGCAGAAUUCUGUUCUCAUAUAUAGCUUACAAUUUCUGCAGAAUUCUUUUGAUAAGUACAAUUGCUGCAGCAUUAUGAUUUUCUUUUUAUUCUACAUGGGAUCUUCAGCGGCCCAAGCAGAUUAUGCUGCAUUUUUAGAGAAGGUGAAACGAACGAUUUAUCUUGAUCACCUCUCACCACAAGUCACUGAACCUGUUGUGAGAACUGCUCUAAAUCAGUUUGGGGCCGUAAAAAAUGUUCAGUUUAUUCCAAACUACAUGGGACCGAGGAACAUUGCAGAGUGUGCAUUGGUGGAGAUGGAGAACGUGAGGCAGGCUAAAGCUGUUCUAUCUGAGAUAUGCCAAUUUCCUUUUAUGAUAUCUGGGAUGCCCAGGCCAGUGAGGGCGCGACCUGCCCAAGUGGAGAUGUUUGAUGAACGCCCAAUAAAGCCUGGUAGAAGGAUACAGUGUCGUUGGUUGGAAGAAAAUGAUCCUGAUUUUGAGGUAGCUAGGAAAAUGAAGCGUCUUACCAACAAACAUGCUGCUGAAGCUGCAUUCUUACAGAAGCAACAACUACAAGAAGAAGAGAAACUUGCAAAGCAGCAGCUGGACACCCUUAAAGGAAAUUACAAGAAGUAUGAGAUGGUAGAUAGUAUCAUGGCUGAUGGAACUGCUCGUCGCUUAGCACGGCACUAUAAUUUGCGUGUUGCAGAAGAUUGAGAGGCUUUCCUUGUGAGUAACUGCCAGACUAGUUGUACAGGGUAUAGCAAAUGCAUAUUAUAGAUCUUUUCGUCUAAAGGUAGUAGUGCGUUAUAAUUGAAGGCUAUCUGUUAACGCAUCAGUGCAGUUAGAUGAUCUGUGUAUGAACUCAAAGAACUAGCCCAUCUUUUAAACCGUGAUUUUCACAUCACCAGAGAUUAGGUUAGAGCACAGUGGCAUACAAUUUAUGAUCCUAUCUUUUGAAAAACCUCUGGACAUGCUUGUAACAUCAAUCCAUCUUAUGGUUUUUUUUUUUUUUUUUUUUUUGGGGUUACCUUGUGGGGUAUCCUUGUCUCAUUUGACUUUGAGACUAGUCAUGUAGAUUUGCAUUAUAUUGCCCCAAUGCAUGGCUAUCUUGAAAAGUUACUCCUUAUAUUUAAAAGAUUUUAAUUGUCAUGAA
Molecule: messenger RNA, 1778 nt
Organism: Juglans regia (Persian walnut)
Lineage: Eukaryota; Viridiplantae; Streptophyta; Magnoliopsida; Fagales; Juglandaceae
Exons: 4
Coding region: 716-1339 (207 amino acids)
Molecular function (GO): RNA binding
Source: RefSeq, a predicted model, not a curated record